Messenger RNA from Dendrobium catenatum, 813 nucleotides. RefSeq lists its product as uncharacterized. Lineage: Eukaryota; Viridiplantae; Streptophyta; Magnoliopsida; Asparagales; Orchidaceae. The coding region runs from base 1 to 813 and encodes 270 amino acids. The record is from RefSeq and is a predicted model, not a curated record. The transcript is spliced from 2 exons.
AUGGGAGAACAAGGAUCUUCUUCCAGCACCUCAGCAUCUUCUUCUUUGUCGGAAUCCAUGGCAAAUUUCACUGUUCCGACACCGCUGAAGUUUCUCAUGUCGAAUCUGAAGUCCAUCGUCAAUGUCCAGCUAUCAAGCGACAACUAUGCGAUCUGGAGACUUCAGAUCUUCAAAUCGUUCUCUGCAAACGGCUUUGAUGGAUAUCUCACCGGAAAAUCCACUUGCCCAUCCGAGCAGAGCACCGACCACCGUCUAUGGAAGCUCAUAGACCAGAAUCUGGUUUCAGCACUGAUUUCUACCAUCUCACCUUCAGUCCUGCCUUAUAUCAUUCAUUUAUCUACCUCGAGCGAAAUCUGGGCAACGCUCGAAACCCGGCUGCAACCCACCAACAGAUCGAGAGUAAUACAGCUCAAACAUGAGCUCCACAAUGUGAAGAUGGGGAACCAGUCGAUUGCGCAAUAUCUCACUCAAAUCAAAACCAUUAUAGACAAUAUCGUAGCGGCUGGAUCGAAUGUGGAUUCUGAAGACAUAAUAAUCUUCAUCUUAAAUGGGUUACCGGCGACUUAUAACCCUCUCAAAGCAGCAAUCAGGACCUCCCCACAUUCCCUUAAUCUCGAAGGCUUAUACUCACUGCUAUGCAGUGAAGAAAUACACAUUCAAAAUGAGCUUCAACGGGAUACAUAUUCCCCUUCAGAAAAUCAAGCCUUAUAUACCAACAGAACACCCGUUUCUCGUGACAGACAGGGAAAACCGAAUCGUGAUGAUGCUUCAAUCGAAUUCACCUCCCUAGGUGAGGGCUCCGAGGAAACUUGA